Messenger RNA from Trichoderma reesei QM6a, 5576 nucleotides. RefSeq lists its product as uncharacterized. Gene Ontology annotation, biological process: vesicle-mediated transport. NCBI's taxonomy places the organism in Eukaryota, Fungi, Ascomycota, Sordariomycetes, Hypocreales, Hypocreaceae. The coding region runs from base 21 to 5576 and encodes 1851 amino acids. The record is from RefSeq and is a predicted model, not a curated record. The transcript is spliced from 7 exons. Gene Ontology annotation, molecular function: oxidoreductase activity; protein binding.
GCUCCCCGCCUUGCACAAUCAUGGCGCCGCGCGCGGAAUUCAGCACCGAGCAGGUCCGGGGCAAAGCGCGCAAGGACCUGCUCUACCUGCUCGAGGGUGUCCGCGGCAAGAAGAACCUCGUGUUUGACCGCAGCCUGGUCGGUCCCAUCGGCACCAUCGUCAAGGUUGCCACGCUGCAGGAGUACGGCGUCGAUAAGUUCUUCAUCCUCGAGAACAACAAUGUGGAUGCGAGCCAGCGCAAUGUCGUCUUUGUCGCCAGAGGAGAGUGCGGCCGGCAUGCGGAGGCCAUAGCAGCUCAGAUCAAACGAAUACAGCGGGAGAGUCAGACAACGCACGACUUUCACAUAUUCUGGGUGCCCCGGCGCACGCUCGUGUCCGACCAACUGCUCGAGGAAGCCGGCGUCCUCGGCGACAUUAACAUUUCGGAGCUGCCGCUGCUCUUCUUCCCACUCGAAGAUGACGUUCUAUCGCUCGAGCUGGAGGAUUCCUUCAAGGACCUCUACCUGUCCAAGGACAUCACCCCCAACUUCCUGAUGGCCAAGGCGCUCAUGGAGGUGCAGCAGAACCACGGCCUGUUUCCCAGAAUCAUCGGCAAGGGCGACAACGCGAAGCGGGUGGCGGACCUCCUCGUGCGCAUGCGCCAGGAACGGCUGGCUGGCGAUGACGGAAGCGAUGUCAAGACGGCGCUCACCCCCAGCACUACCAAUGAAAGCGUCAUUAUCAUUGACCGCGAGGUCGACUUCGUCACGCCGCUGCUGACACAGCUGACGUAUGAGGGCCUCAUUGAUGAGAUUUUUGAAAUUCAGAAUAACCAGGCCAAGGUUGACACGACCAUUGUGGGAGCUCCAGCACAGUCUUCCACAGCCACAUCGCAGAGUCGAAAGCGGACGGUCCAGCUCGACUCCAGCGACAAACUAUACGAGCAGCUGCGAAACGCCAACUUUGCCAUCGUCGGCGGGCUUCUCAAUAAGGUCGCCAGGCGCUUGCAAAAGGUUCAGUCCGAUUACGAGAGCAAGCACAAGACAAAAACGAUUGCCGAGCUCAAGGAAUUCGUGAGCCAGCUACCCGGCUACCAGCAAGAGCAUCAGAGCGCAAGGAUACACACGGGUCUCGCAGAGGAGAUUAUCAAACACACGCGGACGGAUCUGUUCAAGGGCCUUCUAGAGGUCCAGCAGAAUCUCGCUGCUGGUGCCGAUCCGUCGUCGCAAUUCGACGGCAUCGAAGAGCUGAUAGCCAGAGAGGCUCCCCUGCGAGAGACUCUUCGGCUACUCUGCAUAUACUCGUGCAUAUCCGGAGGGAUCAAGCCCAAGGACUUGGAGCAGUUCAAGCGACUUAUACUUCAAGGAUACGGCUACCAGCACCUCCUCACGCUCAACAACCUGGAGAAGUUGCAGCUGUUUUUAUCACGCUCGUCUCCGCUUGCGGGAAUGAUACCAAUGACAGCCAAUUCUGGCGCUGACGGGACCAAAACCAACUACGCAUAUCUACGGAAGCAGUUACGCCUGAUUGUCGACGAAGUGCAGGAGGACGAUCCCAACGACAUCGCAUACGUGUACAGCGGCUAUGCCCCUCUCUCCAUCCGACUUGUGCAAUGCAUUCUUCAAAAGCAGUACCUGCUGUCUAUAACCAAGGGCAAUGGCGCAGCAAAUGCUAGCAGCGUUGCCCCGGGGGCGGGAACACAAGGAUGGCACGGAUUCGAUGAGGCUGUCAAGCACGUUCGGGGGCAGACUUUCUAUGAGCUUCAGAAGGGCGAGGAUAAGGCCGUCAAGGCCAGGGCCCUGUUGUCCGGCAGCGGGCAGAAGCAGACAGUCUUUGUCGUCUUUGUCGGAGGUGUGACGUUCACGGAAAUUGCCGCGUUGAGAUUCAUCGCGAAGCAGGAAGAGAGUCGGAGAAAGAUUGUCAUCUGCACAACUUCUAUCAUCAGCGGAAACAGGAUGAUGGACGCGGCAAUCGAGAAAGAAGCGUUCGCGCGCAAGGAGCCGACUAAAAUACAAUCCGCGGCACCGCUGAAGUCGGUCUAUUACCACUUGAAGGCCUGUUCCGCAGCCCGAGAAUCAUUGAUCCCGGCUCGUCCCGCUGUUGCAUCGCAGCCCUAUGGCCUCUGUCCCGUUAGAUACGCUCCUGAGCCAGUGAACCCUCCAGACGACUUAUCGUGCCGCUUACAGACACAUUCCUGGGUUCAGGUAUUAUAUACGCCGCGAGUGAGAGCAAACCCGGUCCGCUUGGCUGACAACCCCGACAAGACAGGAGGUUCUCAUGGCAGAUUCCCCCAUCAUAUGAUGCGUCUGCCCAGCGUCAUGCUGUAUGGUUUGCCGAUUGGACCGACCUUCUCGCACCCCACGCAAGACACGGACUCUUCCUCUUCGAUAUCAAGCCUAGCGGCCGAGUCCGUCGCCAAGAGCCAGAGCCAGGUGACGGCGUCGCCCAAGAGUGUCUUGAGCUCUCGCCGGGUGUCUGGGCUGGGCUCGUCGGAUGAGUCGUCGGAGGUGGCGCCCGAGAUUGUUGUGUGGACGGAAGACAUGGAGUCGGAAGAUAUGGAUUUGAGCAGCGGCUUAUCGAACCAUGACACGGAAGAGUCUUCCAGCAUGCAUCUUGACACGGAUGAUGAGAAGCUCCAGCACGGCGACGAUAUCCCGCUGCCAGCCGAGCCUACAGAAGACGCCAUUGCUCAGUCGUUCACUUCGUCGCACUCCUCCUUGUCGGACCUUUCAGAGGUUCUAUCUUCACCUUCCAUUGUCUCUAGUAAAGCCACAACGCCUAUCGAGACUGAGAUACCUAGCCGCCCACAGAUCGGUGGGAUCACACAAACUUUUUCGGCCUCGUCAUCCUACCGCCAUGAUAUCGAACGGUUGACCUUCAAUGUUCGACCGAAGUCAUCUAUCCCGACAGACAUCCCGUCCUACCAAUAUGCCAGCGAGUGCAUCGCCGCGGCCGAAUCAUCACGGCUCAACCCGUACGCUCUGCAUCCCGAAGAGUAUCAAUUUCUACGCCACCAUAUAUCCCACUCUCAGGUUACGACAUACCUGAACAUCAGAAACGGCAUACUGCGCAUGUGGAUGAAGCAGCCGUCGGUCGGCGUAACGCGGCAAGAGGCGGUCGGAUGUGCCAAUGCUCGAUGGUUCGACGCCGCGAGCGUAUGCUACGACUGGCUCGUUCGUCGUGGCUAUAUAAACUAUGGCUGCGUACAGCUGCCUGAGCCCCAGCCCGACUUUAGGGGGAACGAGCCACCUACAAAGAAGCGAAAGACCAUUGCUGUCAUUGGAGCGGGCAUUUCAGGUCUGUCUUGCGCAAGGCAGCUAGAUGGUCUCUUUAAGCAGCACGCCAGCCAUUUCUACUCAAGAGGAGAGGAGCUGCCAAAAGUGGUCAUUCUCGAAGGUAGAGGCCGAGUUGGAGGCAGAGUAUAUUCCCGCGAGUUUAAGACAAGGCCUGCCACGAGUGAACCCGAGUUCAAGGGCAAGAGGUAUACGGCCGAAAUGGGCGGCAUGAUCAUCACGGGCUUUGAUCGCGGGAAUCCCCUGAAUGUCAUCGUUCGUGGACAACUGGGCAUACCCUACCACGCCCUUACAGCCGAGACCACAAUCUAUGACAGCAAUGGCAAACCAGUAGACCCAGUAAGGGAUCUCCUGGUUGAGAAGCUCUACAAUGACUGUCUAGAUCGCGUCAGCGAGUUCAAGUACAAGUACCAGCCCUCCAAGGUGAUUGAAGGCAACCGUGACCUGCUCGACGAGGGUCGGGAUAGCCUUGGAGAUGGUUCCAAGACCAUCAUACAAGCUGAGGAGGCCACCGCCGCGCUACCCGAUGCCCCUUCAGUGUCCCAGCAGAACGUACCCGAGACCGUGAACAUGGUUCCGGUCUCUGCAGACAAGCUGACGGGCCGGGUGCACACCGAGCCCGGGGUUCCUGGGACCAUCAAGGCAUCAGAAAAGGCAAAGCUGAUGGGCUGGAACAUCAAAGCCGGGGCGGCGGACAAGGCAAACCUCGAUUUGACCCAAGCCACCGCUUUGGAAGGGGCAACAUUGGGAUCUGUCUUGGACUACGCCAUUACCCAGUACAAGAAUAUCGUCGACCUGAACGCGCAAGAUCACCGGUUGAUCAACUGGCACAUUGCCAACCUAGAGUACAGCAACGCCACCAAUCUGCACAACCUGAGUCUCGGCCUCUGGGACAUUGAUGCAGGCAACGAAUGGGAGGGUCACCACACCAUGGUCGUCGGCGGGUACCAGAGCGUUGCCCGUGGCCUGCUCCAGUGUCCGUCGCCGCUCGAAGUGAAGACCAAGUUUGCCGUGCAGAAAAUCACCUAUCAUGGCGAAGGCUUCGACGGCCCCGCCAGCAUUGAAAGCGAAGAUGGCACGGUAGUAGAAGCAGAUGCUGUCGUCUGCACCAUACCUCUUGGCGUCCUCAAGCAAGGCACGAUUCAAUUUGAGCCGCCGUUGCCUUCCGAAAAGGCGGAGGCAGUUCGCCGAUUGGGCUUCGGCAUCCUCAACAAGGUGGUGCUGCUCUACGACAGGGUGUUUUGGGAUUCAGACAGGCACAUCUUCGGCGUGCUCAGGGAUGCGCCCAACCGGCAUAGCACAUCCCAGCAGGAUUACAGCACGAACCGCGGACGCUUCUUCCAGUGGUUCAACGUCACCAACACCACGGGUCUGCCCUGCCUCAUCGCACUGAUGGCCGGAGACGCUGGCUUUGAUACGGAGCAUACGAGCAAUGACAGCCUAGUCGCCGAAGCCACAGACAUCUUGAGGAGCGUCUUUGGCAAAGACGUUCCUUACCCCAUAGAAACGGUGGUUACCAGAUGGGGGUCCGAUCGGUUUGCCCGAGGCAGCUACUCUUCAGCCGCCCCCGACAUGCAGCCAGACGACUACAAUGUCAUGGCCCAGCCUGCAGGCAACCUAUUUUUCGCCGGAGAGCAUACCAUCGGCACGCACCCGGCGACCGUUCACGGCGCCUAUCUGUCGGGACUGCGGGCCGCCUCCGAGGUUCUGGAGUCAAUGAUCGGUCCGAUCGAGGUGCCGACGCCUCUUGUGCUCCCGAGGGACUCACUACUGCUGCGCAAACGUAAGGAGGCGGCCAAGGAUCCCCGACAGGCACGCUUGGAGGCAUACGAAAUCGAGGUCUGGGAGCAUGUCCUCUCGAAGAUUGGCGAGCGACCGCUCCGCCCAAACAAGGUGGCCGGCAGCGCCUACAUCCUCUUCAGCAAGGCUCACUUUGAGGCCGCCAAGAAGAGAUGCGAAGAGAGCCGCAAGCCCGGCAGGGGCCGGUCCAUACCCAACGAGGUCCGCAUCAUGACGUCCCGCAUGUGGAAAGAGGCGACGCCGGAACAAAAGAGGCCGUACGAAGAGCAGGUCGCCGAGCAGAAGAAGCGCUAUCUCGAAGCCAUGCAGGAGUACAAUGAGCUGGCGGAGAAGUGGGAUCGCCAGGCCAUGGCCCUGCGCGCCGCGUACGAAGAGGAGCAUCCCAGCGUGCCGGGCCCCGAGGAGGAGGGCGGCCCCGAGGAUGCGUCUUCGACGAUGGCGCAGAAGCGGAGGGCGAAGAAUGUAAGUUAUGCCGAGGGCGGAGAUACCGACGCGGAUGCAUGA